This is a messenger RNA of Phacochoerus africanus (Common warthog), 1626 nucleotides long. RefSeq names its product G protein-coupled receptor 143 (gene GPR143). Gene Ontology annotation, molecular function: L-tyrosine binding; L-DOPA receptor activity; dopamine binding. Gene Ontology annotation, biological process: G protein-coupled receptor signaling pathway; melanosome organization; regulation of calcium-mediated signaling. NCBI's taxonomy places the organism in Eukaryota, Metazoa, Chordata, Mammalia, Artiodactyla, Suidae. The record is from RefSeq and is a predicted model, not a curated record. Gene Ontology annotation, cellular component: melanosome membrane; plasma membrane. Bases 54 to 1292 code for a protein of 412 amino acids. The transcript has 9 exons.
CUGGCAGGCCAGCGGGGACCCGGCAGACCCGAGCCGCAUCCCCAGCACUGCCCAUGGCCUCCCCGCGCCUGGGGACCUUCUGCUGCCCCACGCGGGACGCCGCCACGGAGCUCGUGCUGAGCUUCCAGCCGCGGGCCUUCCACGCGCUGUGCCUGGGCAGCGGCGCGCUCCGCCUGGCACUCGGCCUCCUGCAGCUGCUGCCCAGGCGCCGGCCCGCGGGCCCCGGGGUCCCCUCGGCAUCCCCGCCGGGUUCCUCCCGCGCCCCGGCCUCCGCCUGCAUCCUGCGCGCCGCCGCCGCCUGCGACCUGCUGGGCUGCCUGGGUAUCAUAGUCCGGUCUUCGGUGUGGUUAGGAUUCCCGAGUUUCGUGGACCACAUCUCUGACGUGAAUGGCACAGACGUGUGGCCAGCUGCCUUCUGCGUGGGGACUGCAACGUGGAUCCAGCUGCUCUACAGCGCCUGCUUCUGGUGGCUGUUUUGCUAUGCAGUCGACGCCUACCUGGUGAUCCGGAGAUCGGCGGGACUGAGCACCAUCCUGCUGUACCACAUGAUGGCCUGGGGCUUGGCUGCGCUGCUCUGCGUGGAGGGAGCGUUCAUGCUCUACUACCCUUCCAUGGCCAGGUGUGACAGGGGUCUGGAGCACACCAUCCCCCACUAUGUCACCACCUACUUCCCACUGCUGCUUGUCCUCGUGGCCAACCCCAUCCUGUUUCGCAAGACGGUGACUGCAGUGGCCUCUUUACUAAAAGGAAGACAAGGAGUUUACACAGAGAACGAGAGGCGGAUGGGAGCUGUGAUCAAGACCCGAUUUUUCAAAAUAAUGCUGGUUUUCAUUAUUUGUUGGCUGUCAAACAUCAUCAAUGAAAGCCUUUUAUUCUAUCUUGAAAUGCAGCCAGAUAUCAGUGGAGCCUCUUUGAAACAGGUCCGAAUUGCAGCCAAGACCACGUGGUUCAUUAUGGGGAUCCUGAACCCAGCCCAAGGGUUCCUCUUGUCUCUGGCCUUCUAUGGCUGGACAGGCUGCAGCGUGGAUUUCCAGUCUCCCCGGAAAGAGAUCCAGUGGGACUCCAUGACGACCUCGGCCGCCGAGCGGGCCCAGCCGUCCCCGGGGGGCUCCCGCGAGCCCCGGGAAAGCCCUGCCCGCGGGAAGGUGCGGACAGGCGGGCACACGUCCGACGAGGCCUUGAGCUUGCUGUCCGAAGGGUCCGACGCCAGCACAAUUGAAAUCCACAUCACAGGGGUGUCCCGCAACGGAAAUGACGUCGGGUCGGUUCCGAAAGCCCAGGGAGACCUGUGAGAGGACGAGCCGAGGGCCAGCCCCCGCAUUCCUCACCCUUUGGGUUCCCGCCUUAGGUCACCGCAGUGCCGGGGCGUCGCACCCCUCCAGUCUUCCUCUCAUCACCUUUAGAGCUAUUCCCCGGGAUCUUCUUGUGAUGCGAGAGAGAUCCGUAAGCUCGGGGAUGGAAGGAGGAUUCCUUCGAGACCGAACACUCGGCAGCUUCUGCGGACGCUCCGUUGACAUCGCUUUUUAAGAUGUGGCUGUGAUGUCAAUAUCAGACCCAGUAAUAAACGUUAAUAAAGUGCGCCAGACCGCCCAGCCUAACCUGGGUUCUGGCCGAACAACACCUCUA